Messenger RNA from Dracunculus medinensis (Guinea worm), 2547 nucleotides. The record is from the annotation of a GenBank genome assembly. NCBI's taxonomy places the organism in Eukaryota, Metazoa, Nematoda, Chromadorea, Rhabditida, Dracunculidae.
AUGUUUGACACCAUUGUAGAUCAGGUUUCACCAUCUGUCGAGCAGCUUCCAUCAUCAUCAUCAUUACAAGUAUCAUCAGUAUCACAACCAUUUAUGGGAUAUGUGGGUUAUAUUGAAAGAACUUACGAUGAAAAAAAUGAUGAAGAUCAAGCUUGCCAUUCUGGGAGAGGUUCACAGGCAUCCUAUUUGGCACCGGUUUCUACGUCAAUAUAUACUGCAAAUGUUUCUGAAGCAGUAAUGAUUAAUGAAAAAAGUAAAACAGUCAGCAGAAAGAUUUCUGAGAAUUCAUCCAUUUCGGUACCUCUGAUUACACAGAUGCCUUUAGAAAUGAGCGUGGAAGAAAUACUUGAUCCAUCGAAGAAGGAAAUCAUUCAGAAAAAAUAUAAUAUGUUUUCCAAAACCUCGCGUGAGAAGCAAUUGCAACAGUAUGUGAAGACCGUUGCAAAAAUUGAUACACGUAUCGAAGAAUUGAAGAAGAAACUGGAAAUAGAAUGCCGAGAAAAGAAUAAAAUGGUCAACAAAUACAAAAAGAUUGCUUCCUCAUCGAAUGGUUCUGAAUAUAUACCCACAAAAAAAUCUGUUCUGCAGCAGCCUUGCACUUCUGGGCAGUCUGUUGGGCCUUUGAAAUAUUUGGGUGGUUAUACUCCAACUCCUAUCGCUCUUUUAAAAUCUGGAAGAAGUGUGCUGGAAAAAAACAAGGAUGAGGAUGUAAAUUGUGUGAAAAAAACAAAAAAGGAAAAAAAAGAUUUACAGAAGUUGGCAAACAAAAAAAGUGUUUUUAUCGAAGAUCUUUUUGACGACGAGAAACCACCUGAAAAAAAGAAGAAACCAUCAUUGGCAAGUGCAAAUUGCAAAGAACAUUUCAAUUCUGACGAGUUAAAGCUAAAAAAUCAAAAUACUAGUGCCAGCCAGUCCAGAUCAUCAACACAGAUUGAUAAUAAAAAAGUUCUUACUCCAAAUAUUUCACAGCAAUUAGCGAUGCGUUACUGGAAAGUGGCAAAGGACAAAAAAGCUAUGGCCAACGUGAAUGAAAAUAAAUCAAAAAAUUUAUCUCAGUUCACGAAAAUUGAGACACUCGCUGGAACUUUCGACAAAGGUGAAAAAAGAAAAGCCCAUUUAACCACGGCAGCGACUUCUAUGAAAUUAAUACCAUUAGAUCCAUUUGCUACAGGGAAGGUGCCGUUCACAGUUCGUGUACGGUAUUUAAAUUUAUUUUAUAAUGAAUUCGUGAAAGUUUGCAAAAAGCCUGAGGAAGCGAUCUUGAUGGCAAAAGCCAAGGAAAAAGCAAUUAAAGAUCAAGCUUCGACAAAGUCUGGAUAUAUUUGUUCUGCUGUCAAUAAUUUGAAUAAAUUACGUGUAAGUAGUAAAAAUGGAUCAAGUCCAAAUGGCUUUAAAACUAUUUCACAUGAAGCGACUCUUGUUGGAAGGCAUCUUGGUUCAUUCAGUGUCGUUAAACGUGACUAUCGGCCAGGAAAUAAACAAAUCACUGAAAAAGAAUUUUAUGCUUCUUUAAACGAAAAAUACGUCAUUAGUAUGGCAGAAUUAUACGAUAAUGGAUUUCCUCUUUGGAAAGACGCAGAUAAAAAGAUAAUAGAUACGGAUAGAAAGGUUGCAAGUGGAUAUGACAAUAAAGCGAAAAUUUAUACGGACGAAAAUGAUUUGAAGCGAAUUUGCUGUCGGUGUGGGGCUGAAUUCUUUUUGACGAAGAAUGGUGAAAUCGCAAAUCCUCAACAGUGUAUUUAUCAUUGGGCGAAGGCAUUUAAGCAGAAAGUUUCAUACCAUUCAAGUAGUGAUUAUAUUAAGAAGAAUUUUUCUCUUAGUCAAGUGGCAUUAUUUUUUAUCGAUACAUGUAUUGAUCAUUCUACUCUUUUGUUUUACUUUCUCCAGUUAUAUAAUUUGUUUUUAGUUAAAGGCUCGUUAGAAGCUCGAUAUAUGUGCUGUUCAUCUGAUCUUAUGGUACAGGGUUGUUGUAUUGCCGAUUCACAUGUUACUAGUACUGCAUUAUUAACUGACUUAGAUACAUUUGUCGAGUCCCCAGCGCCAUCUGGUCCAAAUGAUCCUCGCAGUUCAAGAGUAUAUGCGCUAGAUUGUGAAAUGGUCUACACUGGGCACGGUUUAUCUCUUUCGAGAAUAACUAUUGUUGAUAUUAAAGAUGACCUCGUGCUCGACAUUUUGGUGAAACCCGAAUACCGUGUCAUGGAUUACAAUAGUCGAUUCAGUGGCUUAACCAAAGAUUUGCUUGACAAAGCAGAAUACGACUUCAAGCAAGCACGUGCUCGGUUUUUUGAAUUCGUAAAUUCGGAAACAAUUCUUAUUGGACAUAGUUUGGAAAGCGAUUUCAAAGCAAUGCGAAUUGUUCAUCACAAAGUUGUAGAUACUUCUGUAGUUUUUCCACAUAAAAAAGGCCCACCUUUUAAAAGAGCAUUGAAAAAUAUUGCCAGCGACGUUCUCCAACUUAUUAUUCAAGAAGAUGUUGGUGGUCACGAUUCAAAAGAAGACGCAAGUGCUUGUAUGCGAUUAAUGCUACAUAAAAUAAGAUACGGUUGA